GUCGUAGCGGUAUAAAAAGGAGCCGCCGCUUAUUCCCGGGAGCUCCUUCGGCCGCUGGCCUGUUGUCAAUCAUGUCUUUGAGGAGCAGCCUCUCGAGGCUUUUUCAGAAGCAAGCUCAUUCCGCAUUCAAGAAAUCUGUUCACUCGGUGGCUGUGAUCGGAGCUCCGUUCUCGAAGGGGCAGAAACGAAGAGGAGUAGAACAUGGUCCUGCAGCCAUAAGAGAGGCAGGGUUAUUGAAAAGGCUCUCCAACUUGGGUUGCCGGGUGAAUGACUUGGGAGAUCUGAGUUUCACCCCUGUGGCCAGUGAUGAGUGUUAUAACAAUCUAGUUGUGAAUCCUCGAUCGGUGGGCCUUGCCAACCAAGAAUUGGCUGAGGCAGUUAGCAGGGCUGUGUCUUCUGGUCACCGAUGCAUCACUGUGGGAGGAGACCACAGUUUGGCAAUUGGUUCCAUUAGUGGCCAUGUCCGGCACUGCCCAGACUUGUGUGUUAUCUGGGUUGACGCUCAUGCUGACAUCAACACACCCCUUACCACUUUGUCAGGGAGUCUGCAUGGACAGCCAGUCUCCUUCCUCCUCAGAGAACUACAGGACAAGGUACCAUCUCUCCCAGGAUUCUCCUGGAUCAAGCCCUGUCUCUCACCCCCAGAUAUUGUGUAUAUUGGCCUAAGAGAUGUGGAUCCUGCUGAACAUUUUAUUCUAAAAAAUUAUGAUAUCUUAUACUUUUCAAUGAGAGAUAUUGACUGUCUUGGAAUCCAGAAAGUCAUGGAACAGACAUUUGAUCAACUGAUCGGCAAAAAACAAAGACCAAUUCAUCUGAGCUUUGACAUUGAUGCUUUUGACCCUUCACUGGCACCAGCAACAGGGACUCCUGUUGUGGGUGGGCUGACUUAUCGAGAAGGCAUGUACAUUACAGAGGAGGUACAUAACACAGGUUUGCUGUCAGCUCUGGAUCUAGUUGAGGUCAAUCCUCUCUUGGCUACUUCGGAGGAAGAUGUGAAGGCCACAGCUGGACUAGCAGUGGAUGUGAUCGCCUCAAGCUUUGGCCAGAAAAGGGCAGGAGGGCACAGUGGCUAUGAUCAGCUUCCCACUCCCAGUUCACCAGAUGAAUCAGACAAUGAAGAACGUAUUCGAAUUUAGUAUUUUUAUCCAUAGCUUCCACAGUAGGCAUUCCAGAGUUCUGCAGAGGCACUUAAAGGGAUAUUAAAAUUGGUGAUGUCAAUACUGCCUUGAUGAGAGCAUUGUUCUCAUAAUUGUUUAAAAAAUAUCCCUCCUCAUUUUUGAUGACCAAUGUUUACUAUAUUUCUGUAAUUUGUUUUAUUUAGUUCAUUGUGAGUUAAUAUAUUAGAAUACUCUAUAAAUUUAAAGAACUAAUAAACACAGCAUUUGUUACCUUGGUAUAGCA
Molecule: messenger RNA, 1401 nt
Organism: Gracilinanus agilis (Agile Gracile Mouse Opossum)
Lineage: Eukaryota; Metazoa; Chordata; Mammalia; Didelphimorphia; Didelphidae
Gene: ARG2
Product: arginase 2
Exons: 8
Coding region: 72-1136 (354 amino acids)
Cellular component (GO): cytoplasm; mitochondrion
Molecular function (GO): manganese ion binding; arginase activity
Source: RefSeq, a predicted model, not a curated record